GCCUACCUAGGUAUACGGAUAUACAUAUUUCUUUCGGGUUGGCGCAAGUGGAGACCAGUAGUGGCUCUUGGUGAUAUACAUGUACACAUGGAGAUAUCCUCGAAAUGGGAUGAUCGAUUACGCAUCAAUACGUCUAAUAUUUGACCUGAAAUUGAAUGCGACUAAAUCUUGAAUGCCGCUAUUUUGUUAUAUUUCGAAUCAAACAUGUCCUGAAGGCGUUUGGGAAUGGAUGAGGAGGACUUGUCACGUGAGUGUUAACCUCGGCGCCGGCUACCGCCGGGUUCUCCGUCAUCGAAGGUGGGCUGCCACUGCUUGACUGCCGAAACGCAGCUUUCAUAUUACAUUUCUCGUGAACUGCGCUUGUUGGCUUCAAUUGCUACGAUAUAAUAUCUAGAGGAGUCGCAGCAUUCGAAUUAAACACAAUGUCGGCAUUACGGAUCCUUGUCCCCGUCAAACGGGUCAUUGAUUAUGCUGUCAAACCACGUGUAAACAAAGCCCAAACGGGCGUCGAAACGGCCGGUGUCAAGCACUCGAUGAAUCCAUUUGACGAGCUCAGUAUCGAGGAGUCUGUACGCAUUCGAGAGAAGAAGAAGGCCCCCGGCGGCGUUGAGGACAUCUGCGCCAUCUCCGCGGGUCCUGCAAAAGCGGUUGAUACCCUGCGCACUGCCAUGGCCAUGGGCGCGGAUAGAGCAAUCCACGUAGAGACGGCCGACGGGGAUGAGGGGGCCCUCGAGCCCCUGACUGUCGCGAAGAUGCUGCGUGCUGUCGUGGACAAGGAGAAGAGCAAUCUAGUCAUCCUCGGCAAGCAGAGUAUCGACGACGAUGCCGCGCAGACAGGUCAGAUGCUCGCUGGCUUGCUCGGCUGGCCACAAGCUACACAAGCAAGCCGUGUCGAGUUCAGCGGCGAUAGCGUUGAAGUCACGAAGGAGGUUGAUGGCGGCGUGGAGACAGUGCGCGCGAAAUUACCUAUGGUUAUCACCACAGAUUUGCGACUCAAUGAGCCGCGGUAUGCCAGUCUGCCGAACAUCAUGAAGGCCAAGAAGAAGCCCCUAGUCAAGAUGAGCCUUUCCGACUUAGGUGUGACAAAUGAAAGGAAACUGAAGAUUGUUAAGGUUACGGAACCUCCCGCGAGACAAGGUGGUGGUAAGGUCGAAGAUGUUGAUGGCAUGAUUUCGAAAUUGAAAGAGCUUGGUGCGCUAUAAACGGCAUUAUAAAAAAAAUUAGGAACCGAGUACGUGAAAAAGAGUAUUUUGUGAAAGCAUUGCCAUCCUCAACAUUAGGUCUAUAUCAUUACGAGAGCUACUCCUGGUAUGGUGGUGCAUGUCUAAGGCAAGGCGCACUCUAUUAGACCUCUUACUUUGGCUAGGUAACAGCUAUGCCAAGUCAUAUAGAAAUGUCGCGGCGAUCGUGAGCCAUCCCUUCACAUGACGCGAGCAAGUUAACAUUCUAUGAGCCACGAGCUACAUA
This is a messenger RNA of Xylaria bambusicola, 1467 nucleotides long. RefSeq names its product electron transfer flavoprotein, beta subunit. The transcript has 3 exons. Gene Ontology annotation, cellular component: cytosol. Gene Ontology annotation, molecular function: electron transfer activity. The coding region runs from base 423 to 1202 and encodes 259 amino acids. The record is from RefSeq and is a predicted model, not a curated record. NCBI's taxonomy places the organism in Eukaryota, Fungi, Ascomycota, Sordariomycetes, Xylariales, Xylariaceae.